UUCUGUUGGCUCUGGCAUUUGGUGUGGGGUGUUGUUUUUUGCUACAGGUGUUGUUGGAAUGUUUGCAGCAUCUAAGAAGUCAAAUGGUUUGAUAAUUGCAGUUAUGGUGUUGUGUAUCCUCUCAGCCUGUGCAGCUGGCAUUUUAGUAAUGUUGUCAGGGCCUGGUAUAGCGUAUGAUGUCCGUCAUGAAAAUUACCCACAUUGUUGCACAGGGAACUCAUACCAGACAGUGUCUUCCAUUGAUCAAAGUGGGAAAAUCUCUUACCGCCUUAUUGCCCGUCCGGACUGCUAUGAAUGUGACCCUCACAAGCAGGCCAAGAUUGGGGUGCAAUCCUUUUUGAUUGCUGUGGCAAUAUUUGAAGCCAUAGCAGCAAUUUGGGCCUCUGCUCUAUGCUGCAAAACAGUGUGUAUGUGCUGUAGUGAACCAGGGGCAUACUCCUAUGGCAUGCCCAUGCAGGUUCAGUAUGUCACUGGCCCAGUGGGUGGAAACCACCAAGUGUUGUUUGUACCAGCACCAGGAGCUCCCCCUGGUAUGUUUUCUGCAUUGCCACAUGGACAAGUGGGAUAUGUGAUGCAGACAGGUCCUGUUAUGGCUGGUGUUCCUAAUCAACCCCAAGUGUACGCUUACCCAGGAGUCCCACAGCUAACACCAGUCCAAUUACAGCAAUAUCAGCCACAACAACUGCAACAACAAGUGGGUGCAGAGCCUUCUGAACCUACUGCUGCUGGACAGGUGCCACAGGAGAAUUGCUCCAAACAACAGGAGAGUUUGGGUUAAAUUUUCAUUGCUUGAUUGAAGCAAUGUUAAUUCAUAUAUGGACAACAUGCCAGUACUCCGUGUGCCAAAUUAAUAGACUGGAGUAUGGUACUCCAAAUUUCACAAGAAGAGCACCAUAUCUUAGAGAUUCUGCUGUACUGGUAUGCUUUGAAAGACUGACACCUUGAUAGUCUCGGUAUUGCAUAAGAGGGCCACCUAAACUGAGCUCCUGCAAUUGACAUGACCAAUUAAUUAACUUCUGUCUAAAGAGCAGGAAGUGAACUUAUAAAAGUCCCUGAAGUGUAAUCACAUGGUAGCCAGUCUCAAAGCACACUGGUACAGGUAAAAUAUUGCUUGAUGUGAAAUGUCCUUUAGGCUGUUUGCUUGUUUAAUAGCUUGUAUGUAAGCCACCACUACAUUUAAGUUAACUAGACCAAACUGCAAUUUAGAGUAUCAGUUUUUAUUAAUGUACUGUAUUUUACUUCAUUACAUGUACUUAAAAAUGAGGAAAACCAUAAGUUGCUUAAAAUAAUCUUGUAUGCAAAUUUGCAAAGUACUAAACAUUUUGCUAACAUUUUUCACUUACAUGUA
Lingula anatina is the source of this 1348-nucleotide messenger RNA. RefSeq lists its product as uncharacterized. Gene Ontology annotation, cellular component: membrane. Lineage: Eukaryota; Metazoa; Brachiopoda; Lingulata; Lingulida; Lingulidae. The record is from RefSeq and is a predicted model, not a curated record.